CUGGCACUCUUCUCGCAUGUCAAUCACUGCAGCGAAGCAUCUGGGUAGGCACGUCCACGCCUCCUACAAGUGCCGUUGAAGCGCCCGCUAUAAUGGGUCACAAACACGGGCACGCUUGAGAUCUUUGACUAGUUUAUCACGAUACAACUUGAUGCGACGUGACGUUGUUGAGAACUACACACUACUUUACGUUUCAUCAAUCUGGCGUGUGGCUUUCUUUUGAGUUGUAUUCAGGCAUUUAAGUAGGGUUCAACCUUGCAUUAUGCAACUUCGUCGGUGAAAAGUUGCGAGCUGCGACGCGCGACAGCGGCCGAUCAUACAUACCGUCGAUCAAAGGCGCUUGUUCCUUUCGUACUGCCUAGUCUAUCGGGUGAGUCUGCUGCUGUCUAGGGGCUCCGAGUCCAUCGUCCACUCAUCUAAGAGGAGUCAGAGCAGUUCUGUCUCGCUUUCUUCUCCUCUUUUUAUCUUAUUGUCGCUACAGUAAUUGACGACAAUGGACUCAGAACUCACCAAAGAUAUCGCAGAACUCCUCCACCUUCCUCCUCGCAAGAACCUGUCUUUUCAUCUUGUCCUUCUAUUCGCUGUACUACCUAUCUGGUCUGUGAUCCCUAUCUCCUGGGGCUUCGUUGCCUAUUGCCUUUUUUCUUGUUCGAUUUGGACAUUUGCCUGGUAUGGCAAACUGCUGUUUGCGUGGGCGCUCUGUGAGGUCAUCUUUAGCGUUUACCUGUAUGGUCUUGCACGCCUUGUAUCAAGGCCCCAUUCCCAUGGUCCUAUAAGCCUUACCGAGUUGCAGUGCGCUUUUAAACGCUCUCUUCAGGCUGGUUUAGCAUCGUUACCAAAAGAAGGCUCAGAAGAGGAAGAUGGCGGGAGGCCAAGUAGUCCCACAGAGGAUAUCGUAGCUCUGGAGUUCGACGAUCCUCGUGCGGUCGAUUUUCGUAACUAUAUGCGCACAUGGUGCGUCCCUGGCCAUAUAACCCCACGCGUACGCAGUCUUAACCGCAGUCUCUUAUUAAGGUUUGGCAAGGUUCCUUGGUCAUCAAUCCGUAGGCAUGAGAUGUAUGCGUGGCUCUAUUGGUACAUCUACAAUGCACCUUUUACCUCUUUGGAGUCACUUUCAGACGCUGAGAAAACCAUCCUACAAGAUGCUCUGUCAUUGAUAGAGAAACGUGCCGGAACGUCCAUUUCGGAGGGUUCAAACCUGGACAGCAGCCCUCUUCUUCUCACUUUGGAUCCAAUCAACGUCGCUUGGAGACCUCUCGUGUGGUAUGCCUUUGUGGCGAUUAGCAACCACAUCAUUCGCCGAGAUUUACAAAUGAAGUGGAACGUUAAGUCCGAUAGUUAUAAUGGCUUACAGUAUCUUCUCCAUAUGCCCCGUUCGUGGUCUCCAGAAACAGGCCCUCGUCCGAUUGUUUUCAUCCACGGACUCGGCCUUGGGCUUCUACAGUAUAUUGUGUUCCUCACGCAACUGCUGCGUGCAGUCCCUGACCGUCCCGUCUUGAUACUCCUGCAUCCUCACGUCAGUCAGGACAUAUUCAAUCGUCGUUUCCUGAAGCCCAUGAACAGACACGAGUCUGCUGAAUGUCUCGCGGGCUUAUUGCGCGAGCUUGGCUGGGUAGAACAAUGCAGUGCUGAGAAUGAGGAAAAGUCCGAGAAACAAGAGACGCAAGCUCACCGGCCAAGUGGCGUUACUGUGAUCAGUCAUUCGAGUGGUUCCUUCACGCACGCUUGGAUGUUGAAGGCGUACCCUGAGAUGAUCCGGCGUUCUUGCUUUGUCGACCCCGUGACAUUCUGCUCUUGGGAAGGAGACCUUUGCUAUAACUUUAUUUAUAGACGUUCCGUAAAUGGCCUCGAGCUCCUCAUGAAGUACUUCGUUGGAAUGGAAUUAGGUGUAGCCAACUUCCUUCAACGUCAUUUCGACUGGCACGCAAACUCGUUAUGGCUACAAGAUAUACCCAAUGCAUAUGAUCCGUCCAAGACGAAGUUUUUCCUCGGCGGAAAGGAUUCUGUGGUCGACGCCGAGCGUGUCAAACGCUAUCUCACAUCACAUGGCAUUCGCAAAGGUCUAUGGUUCGAUCCCGAUGGUCGACACGGACAGGCACUCCUUACCGGUGGCGAAGGCCUCAAAGAAAUCUUACGAUGGUUACGUGAAUCCUCGUGAACAUCGUGCAACUUAUCCGCAUCAUUGCUUGGACUUCCUUUGCAUGUCAAUCACGAUUCACGUCUUCACAAUGAUAGUUGACUUACAAAGUUACUGUAUUCAAACUCGUUGAUUCGCUCUAUUAGAUGUUUUCUUAAUGUACUGGAUAGUUUCUGGCAUAUUAUACACGCCUUUGUAUUUGGACGGACGGUAAGGUUUGUAGCAAUAGAACAAAACUAGCCCUUCUGAUCCCCUAGGAUAAUAAGUAGUAAGUUGUCCGAUGUACCAUACCGCCAUGUACUUCCCUAGAGUUGCAUGAACACAUUGAACAUAUCCCUGGGUGUGUUAUUUAAUCUACAGGCAAUACACUUAUCAUGAAAGU
Messenger RNA from Somion occarium, 2519 nucleotides. NCBI's taxonomy places the organism in Eukaryota, Fungi, Basidiomycota, Agaricomycetes, Polyporales, Cerrenaceae. The record is from the annotation of a GenBank genome assembly.